AUGGUACUCCGAUGGUACCAAGCCAAGCUGGCCGCCCGCCCGCUGCUCACCCAGAGCAUCACCACGGCGGUGCUGUUCGCCACGGGCGAUAUCACGGCCCAGCAGCUGGUCGAGAAGAAGGGAAUCGAGAAGCAUGAGCUGGCACGAACAGGCCGCAUGUUCCUCUACGGUGGUGCCGUCUUUGGCCCGGCCGCGACGACCUGGUUCAAGUUCCUGCAGCGCAACGUGGUGCUGAAGAACAAGAACGCCGAGAUCGUGGCCCGCGUGGCGUGCGACCAGGGCCUGUUCGCGCCGACCUUCAUCGGCAUCUUCCUGAGCAGCAUGGCCGUCAUGGAGGGCGGCAGCCCGCAGGAGAAGCUGGAGAAGAGCUACCUGCCCGCCCUGCAGACCAACUACCUGAUCUGGCCCUUCGUCCAGCUCGUCAACUUCAAGUUCAUCCCCCUGCACCACCGCGUCCUGUUCGUCAACUUCAUCUCCAUCGGCUGGAACUGCUACCUGAGUUUCCUGAACAGCACCGCCUAG
Neoarthrinium moseri is the source of this 522-nucleotide messenger RNA. RefSeq lists its product as uncharacterized. The record is from RefSeq and is a predicted model, not a curated record. Gene Ontology annotation, cellular component: membrane; cytoplasm; mitochondrion. The transcript is spliced from 3 exons. Bases 1 to 522 code for a protein of 173 amino acids. Lineage: Eukaryota; Fungi; Ascomycota; Sordariomycetes; Amphisphaeriales; Apiosporaceae.